AAACAAUCUCGAUUCUAAAUUGAAACGAACGCAGCAUUUCAGGGACUGGAUGAGGAGCUUACGGUUUUUUACAGAAUCAUCAAUAUCUUGGAAGAAAAAGAAUGUUAAGAAAUAACAAAACAAUAAUUAUUAAGUACUUUCUUAAUCUCAUUAAUGGAGCUUUCUUGGUUCUUGGACUUUUAUUCAUGGGAUUUGGUGCAUGGCUCUUAUUAGAUAGAAAUAAUUUUUUAACAGCUUUUGAUGAAAAUAAUCACUUCAUAGUACCUAUUUCUCAAAUUUUGAUUGGAAUGGGAUCUUCUACUGUUCUUUUUUGUCUAUUGGGUUAUAUAGGAAUUCACAACGAAAUCAGAUGGCUCCUAAUUGUGUAUGCAGUAUUGAUAACAUGGACCUUUGCUGUUCAGGUUGUACUUUCAGCAUUCAUCAUCACAAAGAAAGAGGAGGUUCAGCAACUAUGGCAUGACAAAAUUGAUUUUGUCAUUUCUGAGUAUGGAUCUAAAGAUAAGCCUGAAGAUAUAACCAAGUGGACUAUUCUGAAUGCCUUACAGAAAACAUUACAGUGUUGUGGCCAACAUAAUUACACAGACUGGAUAAAGAAUAAGAACAAAGAAAAUUCAGGACAGGUGCCAUGUUCUUGCACAAAGUCAACUUUAAGAAAAUGGUUUUGUGAUGAGCCACUGAAUGCAACUUACCUUGAGCCUUCCUUGAGAAGUCCUGCAGAAAGAGGAGGCACUUCUGUCAAAGCCUUGGUGCAUAAGAUUGGAAAGGGAGCUAAAACACCAGGAGUAAAAGAAUAGGCAAAAACUAAAGGGAGUGGACCCCAGCAAUGAUGAAUGUGGUGUUCAAGUAAGUGUAGCAGAAGCAAGAGUAAAGGGUUGUCUGGAGCAACUGCGAUUUACAGGUGUGGGAUACUGAUAACUAGAUUUUUUCAUCCUAAGAACUGCGAAUACUUUGUAUAGUUUACAUAUUAAGCUUAUUCUAAUCUUAAGAUGUAUUGUUUCAAUUGCAUAAUUAAUUCAUAAAUAAAUGGAACAUUACUUUUUUUUUUUAAAAAAAAGCAUCUACUCUUUGGGAAAUAACCAUUUUAUGUGGUGAUAUAUACAGUAGUUGCCCCUAUCUGCAGUUUCACAUUGUGAGAGUUCAACCAUUGAAAAUAUUAAGUGGAAAAUUCCAGAAAUAAACAAUUCAUAAGUUUUCAAUUGCACACUGUUCUGGGUAGUAUGAUGAAAUCUUGUGUCUUCCUGCCCUGUUCCCUCCUGGGACAUGAGUCAUCCCUUUGUCCAGUGUAUUCAUGAUGCAGAUGCUACCCACCCUUAGUCACUUAGUAGUCAUCUUCAUUGUAAGAUCGACUGUUGAGGUAUCACAGUGCCUGUGUUCAAGAACCCUUAAUUUACUUAAUGAUGACCCCAAAGUGUAAGAAUAGUGAUGCUGGCAUAUUGUUAUAAUUGUUCUAUUUUAUUAUUAGUUAUUGUUUUAAUCUCUUGUUGUGCCUAAUUUAUAAAUUAAACUCUAUUAUAUAUAUGUUUCUAUAGGAAGACAUGUAAUAUAUUUAGGGUUUGAUACUGUCUGUGUUUUCAGGCCUCCACUGGGGGUAUUGCUGGUGGGUAAGUAGGGAAACUACUGUAUCCUGAUGAAUUACAAUAGUCUGCAGAAGAGAAAAUCUCUUUCUAAAGUGUAACAAAUUUCUGAUUUUAAUUACAUGAUAACAUCUUAGCAAUUUUAAAAUUAGCAACUGAGGUGUCCUGCUGCCGUAGAAAGCUUUCUGGACUAAAAGUCCAGUUCGCCAAUUAGAUAUUGACUUACUAUUUAGACUUUGGUAAAUUACUAAUCUCUGUUUACCUUUUAUUUUUUGUAAAGAUUUAUGUAUAAGAUCAUUUCCAUCUCCAUGUCCAUCUGAAUAACUUCUUUUUCUUAGGGUUGUGAAAAUAAAAUCAGUGCAUGGUAUAAUGUUAAUGUGUUAACCUUAAUCGGAAUUAACUUUGGACUUUUAACUUC
Molecule: messenger RNA, 1992 nt
Organism: Homo sapiens (human)
Lineage: Eukaryota; Metazoa; Chordata; Mammalia; Primates; Hominidae
Gene: TSPAN19
Product: tetraspanin 19
Exons: 8
Coding region: 102-794 (230 amino acids)
Cellular component (GO): membrane
Source: RefSeq, a predicted model, not a curated record